This is a messenger RNA of Sclerotinia borealis F-4128, 1176 nucleotides long. The record is from the annotation of a GenBank genome assembly. Lineage: Eukaryota; Fungi; Ascomycota; Leotiomycetes; Helotiales; Sclerotiniaceae.
AUGGCGAGAUUGAAUACUCGAAAUCCUCGGUUCAAAGCUCCGGUUCCGAAUAUGAGUGCGGCGCAACAGAGUCCUGUCGAGCAACGAAAAGUAAAUAGGGUGGAUAAGAAUGGGGCUGUGGUGAAGGGUGGAAAGGGUGUGUCGGGGAAAGGUUCUGGGCGAAGGAGUUUUGGUACGGGCGGUCGGGUUGAUGCUGAGGGGAGUUCGAGGGCUCCGGUUGCGCAGAUGUUUGCGGGUGGGGGAGAUGGUGAAGAUGAGAGUGAGAAUGGGGAUGAGGAUAAAGAUGAAGAAUAUGACGAGGUAAUGAGUGGAGACAAUACACGCAAAGGCAAUAUGGAAAAGGAAGACGGAGAGGAUGAGGACGAUGAAGCUGGAGUUCGAAAUGAGUUACAGCGAGAAGAUGCACUCCCAAAUUUGCCAAACAAGCAACGGACCCCCAAAUCAUCGAGUUUAUUAAACAAAAGCCGAUUGAGGGACAAUAAUAAGGGUCAGGAAGACACUCCUCGUAGAAGAGGAAGACCGAAAAAAAUUGGUGGACUUACAACACCUGCUGGAGAAGCAGAAGUCGUCAUGUCGUCGAAGCAAUAUCCUAAAUCUAGCAGCAGAUCAAAAGAUUUGGCUGAGAAAAUCGUUCCUGCAGCUGAACAGAUUGAGGACGAGGAAGAAAAUGAGGAAGAUGAGGGAGACGGUGACGAACCGGAAGCCGAAACCGAAACCGAAACCCUGAAAGAUUCUACGACGAAAGAAUUCUUCGAGGUCCUUGCUGUACAAGGAUCUCGAAAGGAUGGGGCAGACAACGAACAAUUACUCGUCGAAUGGAAGAAUUUCCCUCGUGAGAAGGACUGGACAUGGGAACCCAUUGAAAAGUUGCGAAAGUCAUGCCCAAAUUUCGUCAAGGAAUGGGAGGACAGCUCGCAGAAUGAGGACACUGGCAUGCAUGAGGUGGAAUCGAUCAUGGGUAAGCGGAAGGGCCCAGGAGGCAGAUUUCAGUACCACAUAAAGUGGGUUGGCUGGGGAAAAAAGUACAAUACGUGGGAGCCGGCGGAAAAGUUGAAAAUUGAUGUUCCGUAUAUAGUGGAGGAAUUUGAGGAAGCUCAAAGUCAAAAUGAGAGGGCGGGUAUGGAUUUAGAGCAGCCGGUGGCUAAGAGGAGAAGCGCUGGGAGACCUAGAAAGUGA